This is a messenger RNA of Frankliniella occidentalis (western flower thrips), 3019 nucleotides long. RefSeq lists its product as uncharacterized. The record is from RefSeq and is a predicted model, not a curated record. Bases 818 to 3019 code for a protein of 733 amino acids. NCBI's taxonomy places the organism in Eukaryota, Metazoa, Arthropoda, Insecta, Thysanoptera, Thripidae. The transcript has 4 exons.
CCGCUUUCUACAUGAGGAUACGGGGAAAAUGGGAAUACUCUGUGCUGGGUUUCGACACUACCCCACGUCCGCAGGGAGCACGCUAGAGCGGUUUGAGGCGAGGUGAGCCGUGCCGUGUCGAGCCGAGCGCGGCCGAGCCGAGUCGAGCUCAGCCGCGCCAGCGGAAACUAUUGAGCCAGCAUGAGCGUGCGUGUUUCGGCCGGUUCGGUUUGUUUUGUUUAGCAAACAACAGUGUUUUGACGAUAUUUUGUGUGGGUUUUGGGUGCAUCAACAUGGCAAGUGGGGCUGAUCUCCACUUGGCGUUAUUUAAAGCUUACACUGCGCGGUUCCCCGAUCGUUCAAAGGGAAAUGCGCAAAAAGAAGUUAAUACCAUUUGGAACGAAGCAAAAAAGAAACAUGGCAAGCCUCGUACCACGCCCUUCCAGGAUCACAUCGAAGGGCUGAUUAAUGACUACAAGUCGAAGACGACGACGAAAAAGGUGCAAACACUCCACAAAUAUCUGAAUAUGGUGAGUACAUAACCUAUAAAUCACAGUCAAUGGUUUGAAUGCGGGGUGUCGCCGCGCCAGCGAGUGGAUGGCAUUCGGUGAACGUACAUGCGAAACGUUUUGAGCAGUAUCGUCACGAGAUUUAGUUCGUGUUGUAGCCGCAAAGUAAAACUCUGUAUUAACUUUUGCAACAGGGUCGUGCCUCAACACCCGUUGAUGGCACGAGUGCAGUGUCUUCCUCGGCGGGCCCCUCGACGUCGUCCGCGUGCUCUUUGGCGGCGGCACCCUCCACGUCCUCCUCGCCCUCCUGCUCCACGGCUGCUCCCCCCAUGUCAGCAUCGUCCUCAGCAGAGACGCCCUCGCCCACGUGCUCUCCACCGGCUUCUGGGACUAGUGGUCCAGUGUGCGCAGCCAACAGACGCGAGGAGGAGAGUGUCGACGACCCGGAGGAGGCCAACUCCAUCGCCGCACCAGCGCGCGUGUACAGCACACCACAGCAGGACAAACUUCAACAAAAUAUCGUUCUUUUAAAGAACCAGCUGACCAGCCUGGUGGCUCUGGACCAGUCAGACUUGGCACCCGUCGGUACCAGAAAGGAGCUAAAGCGGCUUCGCACGCAGAUCAGUGAGGAGGAGAACAAGUUGAAAAUCGCUCAGCGCGACGCCCAGCGGAAGCGCCGUGAACGAGAGAAAAAGAGGACGGCCCUAAACGAGGCGCUUGCCAGCGAUCCUACACUCCGCAAGAAGCUGAAGAUUCGGGGACAAACUGGGCGGCCUCGAGUAGAGGUGGACCAGCCCCUACUGCUCCAGACAAUCGUGAAGAUGGCCCAGGCACACGGCGGCGCCGACGCCAGGAGGCGGUCGGAGUCGAUGCAGCUGUGCAGAACCCUCGACGAUCUCGUCGCAGAGCUGCGUUUGGCCGGGUUCAACAUCAGCCGGAGCGCUACCUACCUUCGCCUUCUACCCCGGCGUGCCAACGCAGGGGAUGGCCCUCGCCACAUCACGACGGUCCCCGUCAAGCUCGUCAAAGCCCAAACAUCCGAACAUCGGCGUCACAUCGACACCGAGUUCGCACUGGCGUCUGUGCGACAGGUAGAAUGCGUCGUCUCAGUGCUGGGACCAGCACAGGCUUUCUUUAUGUCCCAAGACGACAAAGCUAGGGUCCCUCUUGGCAUAACAGCGGCCAACAAGCAAGCACCUCUCAUUAUGCACAUGGACUAUAGGGUUACCCUCUCAGACCAUGAUUUUGUAGUAGCCCCUGCGCACAAGCUUAUCCCGUCCGUAUACGCGGCCUGCAAGAUCAAGCAAGGUGCGAUCGGGUCCGAGGGUGCUGUCACCUACAGUGGACCCACCUACGUCGCCAUCCGCUCCGGCAAACAUUCCUCAUCGACAGCUGCCAGUCAUGCAACGGACUUCAACACCAUCUACGGAUUGGCCGAGUUCCGGGAGUUUGUCCGGAACAAGCAUGGAGACACCAAGCCCGUAGUGGCCAUCUCUGUAGAUGGUGGUCCAGAUGAGGCUCCUCGCCAUCGGGCAGUGCUGGCAGAGGCUGCCCGCCACUUCAAAAACAUGGAUCUGGACGCCCUGUUCGUGGUGGCGAAUGCCCCUGGUCGAAGUGCAUACAACCGGGUCGAGAGGCGGAUGGCGCCUCUCAGUAAAGAGCUCUCCGGGCUUGUCUUGCCCCAUGAUUUUUUUGGGUCUCACUUGGACGCCUCCAAGAAGACAACAGAUACCAGCCUGGAGCAAGCCAACUUCGGCGCAGCCGCUACCAUCCUGGGGGACGUGUGGUCCGACCUUGUCAUCGACGGCCACCCUGUUGUAGCGGAGUACGUCCCUAAUCCAGCCCCGGCGGAUGAAGGUGGGGAUGCUGAGGAUCAGCAUGCUGACGAAGAGGAGACUGCAAAAGCCGAGUGGCUGGCAGACCACGUCCGCCAAUCGCAGUACUUGCUGCAGAUAGUAAAGUGCAAGAACACGUCCUGCUGCAGUCCUCUUCGCAGCAACCUGGCGACAAUACUCCCCAACCGCUUCCUACCACCACCGGUGAAAGUGACCCAGGACGCAGAGGGCAUGCUGACAGUGCCGGAACCUACAUCCACAGAGGGAAACUUUCCCAAUCUCUAUGCUCUGUCAGCGUUAAAUAUCCCAAAUAAGCCUACUGUGUAUGACACUUUUUGCCCAAGCGUCCAGUCCGAGCUGGUUCCUCGCACCUGUGAGCACUGCGGGCUGUACUUCCCCUCACAAACGGCUAAGAAUGAACACAUCAAGAUAAUGCACAGUCGUGCGUUUAUCAAGGAAAAUCCAGCUGCGCGGAUUCGGCCGUACAAAGUUCUCAGCACUCGUGUUACAAUGCAGCAACGCGAAUAUCUGUGCCAAUUCCAAGAUUCUACAUCCGACGACGUUACUUGGUUGGAUGAGGAUGACCUGGACGUGGAGACAGUACACUUCGAGGAGGUUCCUAUCCCCUCAACCGAAAUUCCGGUAGUCUCAAAUGUUGUGGAGUGGAUGGCUUCACCAUUUGCAGAAGAUCAGUAA